CGGAACGUCGACGCGCCUUUCAACAUUGCGGCAUGUGCCCUAACGAACAUGUAGCCAACGCUGGGUUACGGUCGCUUUGCGCUGCGCCAAACACCACCACGACAAGCGUGAACGUGGCCAUCCACCUUUUCGCUUCUCUUGUGCGUACAUUCAUCUCUUGAUUGAUCUCGGCAUUUGUCACCUUUACGAAUUUUCCGCUCCGCCAACACCUCAAAAAGUCACAUUACAAGUCUUCCGCUCCGCCAACACCUCAAAAAGUCACAUUGCAAGUCCUGCGCUCCGAUAACAUCUCAAAAAGUCACAUUACAAGGCUUCCGCUCCGCCAACACCUCAAAAAGUCACAUUACAAGUCUUUCGCCCCGCCAACACCUCCAAAGUCGCACGCCCCGCUGCACGCUUCAAUCCAUUCGCGCUCCCUUCCGCUUUCUGUACCAAGCUUGCUCGCACUGCUAGUGCGCCACGCCGUUGUGGGAAUGCAUACGACUACAGAACGCCAGUCGUAAGGUGAUGCCGCUCAUGCAGCAUCGCAAUUGUGGGCGAGUUCGACGUCUACCGAAAGGUGACGAGGCAUGUCCCCGCCGUUCAGCACAGACCUUGCGAUGAUGCUCGCCAAGAUUGGACGAUUGCAGCUGUGAAGCGUCAUGUAGCAGAAAGGGCCGGCCGGCGGUGUACACUAGCGCAGCCGUCGCCAGCCACGGCUCGUCUCUGGGCGAUCACCUAUAUGUAUUUGGCCCCCUUUUGCGAAACUCACAACCUCGCCACGCGCUGAUACACUCACAACCUCGCCACGCGCUGAUACACUCACAUCGCAUCAGUCGCAUCCAUCUCCAUACGCUUGGCGAUCCAAACGCUAACUCGAUUCGCAGGUGCAGCUUUCAAGAUAUGCUUCACGUCUCCAUCCCAGCCCAAAGCGCAAAUCAAGAGCAUAUAUGCGCACGAGCGAGAAACAGCGUCGUGCGUUCCGACUCGCGCGGCGUCGUGCACCGCCAGCAAAGUGUCAUCGCUGGCUCAUGCCGCGCUUUGCGCUCACCCGUUCUUCUCCUCGCACCCUCGGUCCAUCUCCACGUCUCGGGCAUGUCUCAUGGAGUACCCUUCCAAUCCGUUACCAUAUCCGCGGGCAUCCGCCACCGUCUUUGCAGGGUCAUUCAUUUCACAGCGCCAUACGUCUGCAUCGAAGAGCCAGAGGCCCAGGUUGCACGAUGCGUAGCGCAUACAUGCACUCGAUCAUAAAGAGUACACCUUUCAAGCUGUUCGUCAUCUGCGUAAUCUCGACUGCGCCGCAUCCGCCCCCUUGCAGCAUUGAUCUCGGCGCCU
Molecule: messenger RNA, 1314 nt
Organism: Ceraceosorus bombacis
Lineage: Eukaryota; Fungi; Basidiomycota; Exobasidiomycetes; Ceraceosorales; Ceraceosoraceae
Source: the annotation of a GenBank genome assembly